AUGUCCUUGACGGAGUCUCUCUCCUUCCUACUGGACGGCUUUGACCCCCGCAGGCAGCGGCGUCGUCGUUGGAUGAGCCGUCUGGCUGACCGUCUCGAGGUGGACCCCGACACGGAUCGCAACAUGAGUAGAGAUGAACGCGCUGCUGAGGCCUUGAGGAGGUUCUUCCAUUUGCACAAACCCCAUCUCCAUAGUAGCACAUCAGCCCCCACUGAAGCCCUACCCCGCUCUGGCAUGACCCCAGCGGCAGACCCUCUCGAGGUUGUGUGGAUGUCCGAGAUAGCUCCGCAUAGCUCUGGGAUGUGGGACUCGAUGGUGCCCUUCUUGCAAGCCAUAGUAGGGCAAGGGUCGGAAAAACAAAGACGCGAAUGGAUACCCAAAGUGAUGACGAUGGAAGUCGUUGGUUCAUAUUGUCAAACUGAGUUGGGUCACGGCUCUAAUGUGAAGGGCCUCGCGACGACCGCUACCUUUAUUGCUGGUGAUGGUGAUGACGGUGAGGCUCACUUCCUGUUGAGCACUCCUACUCUUACUGCUACUAAAUGGUGGCCUGGGGGGCUGGCCCUCAUCGCCACGCAUGCUAUAGUCUAUGCGAGGCUGGUCCUGCCUGAGGAUGGCGAUCAAGGUGUGGCCGGUUUCAUCAUCACGUUACGAGAUACGAACCAUCGUGUUUUACCGGGAAUUCAACUGGGGGAGCUUGGCCCUAAGAUGGGGGAGGAAUCUCAUGAUUCGGGUUGGAUGCGCCUCGACAACCUCAGAGUGCCCCUAGGGGCUCUACUGGCCGGCAAAGGGGAGGUUACGAAAAAUGGUAAAUUCAUCAGCAACCCCAGAGCGAAUACUAGACUGGAGCAUUCGUCUAUGGUGGCCACCAGAGCUGCGUGGAUAGCCUUAUCGGGAGGGGUCCUAGCUAAAGCCGCUACUAUUGCUACCAGGUACUCUCACGUACGUCGUCAGGGUCGAUCCCCGUUGACCCCCAUUGGGGAGGAGGCCAGGCUUAUCGAUCACGAUGCUCAGGCUAUGAGGCUACUACGAGGCAUAGCUUCGGCCUACGUGCUUAAACUGGCCGGUCAAUGGCUGCUCAUUGACGCUGGUGUUGAUAGACAAUCUGAAUGGCUCGUCGGCGCGCUGAAGGGUGUGGCGUGCGCGUUGUCUGCUGACCUAAAUGAGGACCUUCGUCGUUGUUGUGGUGGAAAUGGCUACUUGAUCAACAGUGGGAUCGCGAGGAUUAGCUUGGAUAAUUUGUGGCGCGUGACGGCCGAGGGAGACGUUCAAGUUCUACUCUCGUAUGCUGGACGGAAGAUGAGAAGCCUCCCUGCAGAUUCCAUCCUGGGUGAUGAAGUCCCGUGGACGCUACCCCUCGUAGAGCUGCGAGGUCGUGCCCAACGGGCCCAUGCUACAGCCUGUGAUCGUAGCAGCAGUGUAUAUGAUAUCGUCGCAGCCCGGGCUUACUGUGAAUGGGUCUUGGCCAACUGGGCUUACUCUCGUGUGGAAAAAGUAGCGGCCUUGAAACCGGACUGUGAGGCGAUCGAUUUGGUUCGGAAGUUGGUAUCAGUCUAUGCAUACUGCAUUAUGUAUAUGCCGAUUUCUGGGAUGUCUUUAUUGCCGGAGUUGACCCCGCGUGGAGAUGGUGUGAAGGAGUUGCUUGCGUUGGUGAAAGAACUCCGUCCAGCAGCUCUGGCAUUAGUGGAUGCCUUUGAGUUUUCGGAUCAACAGUUGCUGGGGUCCACGUUGGGGAGGAAGGAUGGGAAGGUGUAUGAGGCCUUGUUCGAGGACGCAUGUAAGGCGUCGUGGUCAAGAGGAGUGCCAGAGACGGUACGGAAGGUCAUGAUAAUGCGACAGAGCAAAUUGUGA
This is a messenger RNA of Perkinsus marinus ATCC 50983, 1848 nucleotides long. Its product is annotated as Acyl-coenzyme A oxidase 1, peroxisomal, putative. The transcript is spliced from 6 exons. Gene Ontology annotation, molecular function: FAD binding; acyl-CoA oxidase activity; fatty acid binding. Gene Ontology annotation, cellular component: peroxisome. NCBI's taxonomy places the organism in Eukaryota, Perkinsozoa, Perkinsida, Perkinsidae. The record is from RefSeq and is a predicted model, not a curated record. The coding region runs from base 1 to 1848 and encodes 615 amino acids. Gene Ontology annotation, biological process: fatty acid beta-oxidation using acyl-CoA oxidase; lipid homeostasis.